Molecule: messenger RNA, 120 nt
Organism: Acaulospora morrowiae
Lineage: Eukaryota; Fungi; Glomeromycota; Glomeromycetes; Diversisporales; Acaulosporaceae
Source: the annotation of a GenBank genome assembly
AUGGAUACUCAUAGUUGGGCUAGUAAUUUUGAAAACUUUAUAAACAAAUUAGACAUAAAAACCUUUAAAUACGAUGAUUUCGAAGAUCAUGAAUUAAUAGGCAGCGGGGCAUUUGGAAAG